UAAAGGCGAUUGUUGUAGACUGGUCUCCUAGCGACAAACACGAAAACACGAAAUCUGGGAGUUGUAGUAUUUAACAUAGUUGCUGAGAGAAGUCUAAAAAAAAAUCAAACAUUUGCCCGUUUACUAUAGCAUAUCGUCAACAAGACAUCAACAUUAAAACAUACCUGUUAUUAUUUUUCAGAAAAUAUUUAAAGAGCUUCAAUUAAAUGACGACAGUUUUCUUUAGAUGACUACAUUUCCCAUGAUGUAAUCGGGCAAGGAUUCCGCCAUUAGUUCAAGUGGGAAGGCUUUUAGCUGUAAUUUUCAUCAGGUGUUGUUGCCAUUUAAAGAGGCAGGGCCUGUAAUCCGCAUAGUACUGCAUGCUCACCUUAUUUAUUUAUCCUUACUUGAUCAAGAUUGCAGUUAAAAUGUCCAAAAUAUAAAUUAGGGCAUACUUUCCAAUAAUCCGUCCUAUUUUUGUUCUAAUAAAAAACUCCUAAUUUUACUUUUCAUUUCUGCAUACAGCCAUGAGGGGAUACUUUAACUCGAAAUUAGUGAAACAAUAUUAACUCAAUUCACACCAGAAAACAGAUAUCACAUCACAAUAAUAAUGCAGGUGAGCCAGACAUUCAUCACAAAAGGAGCACAUAUCAUUCAUAUCACAAUACUUAGACAGCAGUGCAUUACAAGGGCAAAUUCCAUACAAAAUCUUCAGAUUAACUUCUUUGAUUUGAUUAGACAUACAAUAUUUACACGGAUCAGUCAUAACAUUGUGAGCAGUGAGAGGUGAAGUGAAUAAGACUGAUGAUCUCCUCAUCAUGGUACCUGUUAGUGGGUGGGAUAUAUUAGACAGCAAGUAAACAUUUUGUCCUUAAAGUCGAUGUGUAAGAAGCAGGAAAAAUGGGCAAAUGUAAGGAUUUGAGUGAGUUUGACAAAGGGCCAAAUUGUGAUGGCUAGACGACUGGAUCAGAGCAUCUCCAAAACUACAGCUCUUGUGGGGUGUUCCCGGUCUGCAGUGGUCAGUAUCUAUCAAAAGUAUCCUUUAAGACCUUUAAUUCUUAAGUCCUGUAAGUAUCCUUUAAGGGGGCCCAUGAAGGCCCCACCUUGCAACUUACAGGACUUGAAGGAUCUGCUGCUAACAUCUCGGUGCCAUAUACCACAGCACACCUUCAGGGAUCUAGUGGAGUCCAUGCCUUGAGAAAGUCCUCUUCUCUUUUCACAUAUGACAGAAGGAGUGCAACAUCGGAAAACACAGUUUCUCAUCACGAGUCAGUUCACUUGCAGAGGACCAUGGCAAUGCAGCCACACUAAAAACGAAAGCAAAAUCCAUAACUAGGAGAAAUGGGAAACACAACAUCAAGAAGCAACUCCCAAACAGACCCAGAAAAAACCUCUUUACUCAGUAAAGAGGAAAACGGUAUAACUUACAGGAUCCCAGCUUUAAUUUACAUUAACGACACUCAAACAUUUCUUGCUUUUGCUGAGAAAAGAACAUCACCAAGUGAUACUGACGCCACUCUCCUGGUCAUGAGGAGGGGAACACGGCAGAAUGGGCUCAUUCAGUGGUCAGAUGUUCAGGAGCUUGACACUGCUUGUUUGCCUGGACAUCGCACCAUGAACCCGUGUCCGGUCUAUGACAAAAAAUUUAAGGCUCUCUUUCUGUUCUUUAUCUGUGUGGAAGGUAAGACCUCUGAAAAUGAACAGAUUUGCACUGGUAAGAACAAGGCUCAGUUGUGUUACGUCACUAGCAAUGACAGUGGGCAGAAUUGGAGCAAAGUGGAAGACUUGACAGAAAGAGUGAUUAAAGAUGAGAUUAAAGAUUGUGCCACAUUUGCUGUUGGACCUGGACAUGGCAUUCAGAUGAAGAGUGGUAGACUCAUCAUUCCUGCUUAUUUAUAUUGUUGUGGGUGUCCAUGUUUUAACUGUUGUUGUAAUUUGGCUUCGAGUUUUAGAUGUUCUCAAAGUUCCCAUGCUUUUGCAUUCUAUAGUGAUGACUUGGGGAAAACAUGGAAUUUCGGAGAACGAAUAAGCACCGAAUCUCUUGAGUGUCUGAUGGCAGAGAUUAUUGACAAAAAUGGCGAGAGUCAAUUGUACUGCAAUGCAAGAAGUAGAAGUGGUAAAAGGGUUGAGGCUUUGAGCAAGAAUAGUGGAAAGAAUUUUGAUCCUCCUCCAUUUUCCCAGAAACUGGUAGAAUGUGGUAAUGGUUGCCAGGGCAGUGUAUUGAGCAUCUCAACAUCAGAUACUGAGAAUUGGCUCCUUUAUUCUCAUCCAACUGACAAAGGCCAGAGAAAGGAUCUUGGGAUUUACCUGAACAAAUCUCCUCUUAGUGAUUUAGGUUGGAAUGAACCAUGGAUUAUCCAUCAUGGCCCCAGUGGAUACUCGGAUCUGACUCAGUGUGAGGAGCCUGAUAAGUUUGCUUGCCUCAUGGAGUGUGGGAAGAAGAGUGAACUUGAACAAAUAGCCUUUGUGGAGUUUUCCCUCUCUGAUAUCAUGAACAAUCAGUAGCUAUAUUAGCAUGAAUGGUAUCAAUCUAAAAAAAAAAUAGAAAAAAAUGGUCUUAAAAAAGAAGUGCCUAAAUCAGAAUAAAAUUACUGUCUUGGUUAAAUUGAGUUUGUGUAGCACUUAUAACAAUAGAUAAAGCAGCUUUACAGAAAUCCCAAUACAGAUGUAGAUCACUAAUAAGAUAGCCAGAGGUGACACUGAACCCAUUACCAUGUUCAUUAAACCAGAUUGACAUGAGGUUUGCUUAAACGGAGCACUUUAAUCAAGGGCAGCAGUACAAUGCAUACAAUCAUGCUGCUUUAGGUAACGUUCACAUCAACCAUCAGAAUAAGGAUGUAAUUUGCAUGGUUUUGACUGUGGAAUAAUUGUUGGUGCUAGGUUGGUUUGAGUAUUUCAAAUAUUUCAAGUAUUUUGAGUAAGUGCUGAUCUCCUGGGAUUUUCACACACAGCAAUCUGUGGAGUUUACUCAGACUGGUGCAACAAAGAAAAAAACGUUCCAGUCAAGAUUUCUGCAAAUGGAAAGACUCAAUGAAUCUCAAUUUCUGCUGAGGCACAUAGAUGGUAGGGUCAGAAUCUGCACCAACAGAAUGAAUCAAUGGACCCAUCCUGCUUUGGGUCAACAGUCCAGGUUGGUGGAAGUGGUGUAGUGGUGUGUAAAAUGUUUUCUUGCCACAACUUACCUAUGUCCUAUCUGGCUACUUCCUGCCUGAAAAUGACCACAAAGCAAAUGUCGUCUCAUGGUUUCAUAAGAGUGACAAUGAAUGUUCUUCAGUGGCCUUCAAAGUCACCAGAAUGUAAUCUAAUGAAACAAAUGUGGCACCAAAGGGGAUUUACAGCAUGAAGGUGCACCUGAAAAAUCUGCAAGAAUUGUGUGCUGCAAUCAUGUCAAUAUGGACCAGAAUCUCAAAGGAAGCUUUCCCAAGUCUUGUGGAAUCCAUGCCACAAAGAACUGAGGGUGUUUUGAGGGCAAAGGGAGGCCCUUCCCAAUAUUAGUGUUGUGUUCAUAAUAAAAUGCCCAGUGAGAGUAUAAUGUUAUCCAAAUGUUAACACAUUACUGUUUAUAUUGCUUAACAUAUUAUGACGCUUCGUAGAUAUAAAAGACAUGUGAGGUGCCACUCUAAGCUUGUGAGUGUCAUUAUAAUAAUGAAUGCAAUUAACAGUAGUGCUGAAAGUUCUUAGAGAAUGUUGUUAACCUAAUGUUUCACUGCAUUUAUGGGAUCAUUCUAUCUUAUUGUUAAGAAAGGGCUAUGUUGCAUUUCAAUGUAUUUUUCCACUAUAUUACUUAUUCAAAAUGUACUAGAUUCCAGAUGGCAAUGGAAAAACUCAAAUCUCAUCAGUGAGAAAUCUGUUAAAUUAAAUUUAAGUGAUUUUAUUUUUAAUGUAAUUUUUUUCUUUUACUUGGUAAUUGUAUAAAUGGAUAUGCAUUCAUUCUUUUAAUAAAUCACACAAUGUUUAUAUUA
Molecule: messenger RNA, 3941 nt
Organism: Hemibagrus wyckioides
Lineage: Eukaryota; Metazoa; Chordata; Actinopteri; Siluriformes; Bagridae
Product: sialidase-3-like
Exons: 3
Coding region: 1321-2484 (387 amino acids)
Biological process (GO): oligosaccharide catabolic process; ganglioside catabolic process
Cellular component (GO): lysosome; cytoplasm; membrane
Molecular function (GO): exo-alpha-sialidase activity
Source: RefSeq, a predicted model, not a curated record